Messenger RNA from Sodiomyces alkalinus F11, 4907 nucleotides. Its product is annotated as DNA-directed RNA polymerase III subunit RPC1. Gene Ontology annotation, biological process: DNA-templated transcription. Bases 199 to 4581 code for a protein of 1460 amino acids. Lineage: Eukaryota; Fungi; Ascomycota; Sordariomycetes; Glomerellales; Plectosphaerellaceae. The transcript is spliced from 4 exons. Gene Ontology annotation, molecular function: DNA binding; DNA-directed RNA polymerase activity. The record is from RefSeq and is a predicted model, not a curated record.
CCCGGCAUGCUUUGACGCAGUUUGCUUGUACAGCCGGUUCAUAUGCAUCGCUCAAUGCCAGAAUAACGCGACAGCGAGAGAAAUAACAUGCGUACAGGUUUCGUCUAUCCCGUCGCGAGUGAUAUCGAGCUAUCUGGUCUCGACCUGUCGAAUCCUCCCAAUCUGCGACGUCCCUGUAUCCAGGAAUAGGCCACUACCAUGGCGACGACUACGAUCACCCCCGUUAAGGCUCAGUUGACGGACAGACUACCGAAGCGCUUUCAGGGUCUCAAGUUCGGUAUCCAGUCCAGCCAAGACAUUGCGAACCAGGCCGUACUUGAAGUAUCCGACCGUCUUCUUUAUGAUAUUGAAAAUAACAGGGCGCCUUAUCAUCAUGGACCACUAGACCCGCGCUUGGGAACCUCCAGCAAAACAGGCAGGUGCAUGACAUGUCAGGAAUCCCUCCAGAACUGUACCGGCCACUUUGGACACGUCAGGCUUCCUCUACCUGCAUUUCAUAUUGGCUACUUGGGCUUUGUCAAAACAAUAUUGCAGAAUAUAUGCAAAGACUGCGGGCAUAUCCUGCUCACCGAGACAGAACGUCGCUCAUUCCUGAAGGAAAUGAGACGUCCCUUCAUUGACAAUCUUCGCAGGACAAAUAUUUGCAAGAAAAUCAACGACCAAUGUCGCAAAACCAAGACUUGUCACUACUGUGGCUCCAUCAAUGGCCAGAUUCGGAAAGUAGGGGUUCUCAAGCUCGUCCAUGACAAGUUCGUGGCGUUCAACAAAUCGACAGCAGCUAAGAAAAUCCCGCCGGAGAGCAAGCUUAUCUUUGACGAAUCUUUCAAUGAAGCCAGGAAGCACAACCCUGACUUGGACAAGCACCUCCGCAAAGCUAUGGAAGACCUGAAUCCGCUCAGGGUUCUCAACCUGUUUAAAAUGAUCAGUUCCACAGACUGCGAGCUGCUGGGCCUUGACCCUGUUGAGGGCCGACCCGAAAUGUUCAUAUGGCAGUUCCUACCGGCUCCUCCCGUUUGUAUCCGGCCGUCAGUCGCCCAAGACAAUGCGAGCACUGAGGACGAUCUAACAACGAAGCUUGCCGACAUCGUUUGGAUCAGCGGUAUGAUACGGUCAGCUCUCCAGAAAGGCAAUCCCGUCCAGACCAUCAUGGAGCAGUGGGAAUACCUCCAGCUGCAGAUUGCUAUGUAUGUCAAUAGUGACGUACCUGGCCUCCAGCAGCCCGGUUUCGGCAAGACGGUCCGUGGCUUUUGCCAGCGACUCAAGGGAAAACAAGGCCGCUUCCGAGGAAAUCUUUCGGGCAAACGAGUCGACUUCUCCGGGCGUACGGUCAUCUCUCCAGACCCAAAUCUCGGCAUCAACCAAGUGGCUGUUCCCGUUCUAGUUGCGAAGAAUCUCACAUACCCCGAGCGUGUCUCCGACUACAAUAUUGAGAAGCUCAGAAAGUGUGUCCAGAAUGGUCCAAGCGAAUGGCCGGGUGCUCAGAUGGUGAUCAAAAAGGACGAUGGGUACAAGCUCUCGUUGAAGUUUGUCAACCGGACACAAGUUGCUCGUGACCUAAAGGUUGGAGAUGUGGUCGAGCGUCACUUGGAGGAUAAUGACAUUGUCCUGUUCAACAGACAACCAUCACUUCACAAGCUCAGUAUUAUGAGUCAUUUAGUGAAAGUCAGGCCCUGGCGAACUUUCCGUCUGAAUGAGUGUGUCUGCAGUCCUUACAACGCGGACUUCGAUGGGGAUGAAAUGAAUCUACACGUUCCUCAGACAGAGGAGGCUCGGGCGGAAGCCAUUAACCUCAUGGGUGUCAAGCACAACCUGGCCACGCCCAAGAACGGAGAGCCCAUCAUUGCCGCUACGCAGGAUUUCAUCACUGCUGCUUACUUGUUGAGCAGCAAGGACCGGUUCUUCGAUCGGAAAACGUUCACUUACAUCGUCAUGCACAUGAUGGAUGGCCUGACCCAUCUAGAUCUCCCGCCCCCGGCAAUCCUCAAACCCUGCGCACUAUGGACGGGAAAACAAGUCUUUAGCAUGAUGCUACGACCGAACAAAGAUUGCAAUGUUAAAAUCAACCUUGAUGCGAAAUGCAGAGAAUACAAGGCCAAGCCGGGACAAUGUCCUGACAUGGACCCGAAUGAUGGUUGGCUUGUGAUCCGGAACUCAGAAGUCAUGUGCGGCCGGAUGGACAAGUCGACAGUUGGUGGGGGAAAGAAAGAUUCUGUCUUCUAUGUUAUCCUUCGAGACUUUGGCCCCGACGAGGCUGUUGUCGCCAUGAAUCGCCUCGCGAAGUUAUGCGCUCGACACCUAACUAACCGCGGUUUCUCUAUCGGUGUCGGCGACGUGUUCCCCACAGAAGCCCUCUUGGAGAAAAAGAAACGCCUGGUCAAGGACGCGAACAAGCAAGUGGAUGAGCUUAUUGGCACAUACAAACAAGGCAAACUUGAGAAGGCCACUGGGUGCGAUCUUGAGCAGACGCUAGAAAACUCCAUAUCUGGCCUCUUGAGCAAGGUCCGUACGCAGGCUGGAUCGCACUGCAUACAGACGCUCAGCAGAAACAAUGCACCUUUGAUCAUGGCCAAAUCCGGGUCCAAAGGCUCAGAGAUCAACGUGGCUCAAAUGGUGGCAGUCGUAGGGCAGCAAAUUAUCGGCGGAUCGCGAGUCGCCGACGGCUUCCAGGACAGGACGCUUCCCCAUUUUCACAAAAAUGCCCGCCAACCUCCGUCCAAAGGUUUUGUGGGCAACAGUUUCUAUUCAGGCCUGAUCCCAACUGAAUUUUUGUUCCAUGCCAUGUCGGGACGCGAAGGCUUGGUUGACACAGCCGUCAAAACUGCCGAGACAGGGUACAUGUCUCGCAGACUGAUGAAGUCGCUGGAGGAUCUUUCUACUCGAUACGAUGACACGGUUCGAACAUCAGGGGGCGGCAUCGUUCAGUUCCAGUUUGGCGCGGACAAGCUAGAUCCAGUGGACAUGGAAGGUUCUGCAAAACCCGUCCACUUUGAACGGACGUGGUCCCAUGCUGAGAACCUAACUUGGAAUAAUGACGAGGCUGCCUUGUUGCCCGACGAGAUAAUGAGUCUCUGUGAUUCAAUGCUCGCACAGGAGCGUGCACGGUAUCCAAGGAGAGAUUUGCUCGGGGAUGGCUUUCUCGAGUACCACAAUGGAGAGGACAAAUUCACCGAUGAACACGAAGGCGCGAGGGGCUUCUUACAAUCCAUCCAGGACUACGUCGCGAGUCGAGCAAACAAACUAUCAAGGAUCUUCCAGCUCACUGGUCUGAAUUUGACAUCCCUCGACACAAACAUUGACAGCGUGUCAAACGACGAGGACUGGAGAGCGAAGAGAGCCUACGCAGAUCGUGUCGCCAAAGUAUCCGAGACUACCUUGAAGCUUUUUGUCCGACUUUGCCUCGAGAAAUAUAAGAAGGCGCACGUGGAACCCGGUCACGCAGUUGGUGCUGUCGGGGCCCAGUCCAUUGGAGAGCCCGGAACUCAAAUGACUCUGAAGACUUUCCACUUCGCUGGAGUUGCUGGUAUGAGCAUCACGCAGGGCGUGCCUCGCAUCAAGGAGAUCAUCAACGCCUCCAAAGUUAUCAGCACACCCGUCAUUACCUGCCCUCUUGUUCAGAACCGAGAGUUGACGGCUGCCCGUGUCGUCAAGGCUCGCAUCGAGAAAACGUAUGUUGCUGAUAUCCUGAGCUACAUCGAAGACGAAUGGCUCGCCAGUGCCGGCCAUAUCGUCCUUCGGGUUGAUAUGGAUGCGCUGGCAGAUAUGCAAUUGGGCAUCGGUAUGCAUGACGUUGCGGAAGCCAUCUGCAGGCACAGGAAGCUGAAAGUCCAACGAGGGGAUCUUCAUGUUGGUCCCGGCAGGAUUGAAAUCAGAGUUCGCAUUGAUGACAGUGCCGCGGCGAAGCGCUCGAUAAAGACCAAGGCGGAAGACCAGGCAGAUUUGCUCGUUCGCGCCAAUUUCCUCAGGAGGCAUGUCCCCACGGUGGCCAUCUCAGGAUACCCGAAUUCCAAUCGAGCCGUCAUUGAAUCGUCCAAUGAAGGCACUUAUACCGUUCUUGUAGAGGGGUAUGGCCUCCUUGCUUGUAUGAAUACGGAAGGCGUGGACGGAAAGAGGACUACGACGAACAAUGUGAUGGAGAUGCGGGAUGUUCUCGGUAUUGAGGCAGCGAGAACGACCAUUGCUCACGAAAUCGGCGUGGUUAUGGGAGACAUGGACAUCGACCCGCGCCACAUGCAGUUACUUGCUGAUGUCAUGACAUAUAAGGGAGAAGUUCUGGGCAUUACUCGCUUUGGUCUGUCUAAAAUGAGAGACAGCGUUCUGCAACUGGCUUCAUUCGAGAAGACGCCGGACCAUCUCUUCGAUGCCGCCGCCGGAAUGAAGACAGACAGAAUCGAGGGCGUCAGCGAGUGCAUCAUUAUGGGACAGACUAUGACUGUUGGAACGGGGGCAUUUCACGUUGUUCGCAGGCUUGCCCUUCAGCCCGGGGAUAUAUGUCAACGGCCGACUCUCUUUGAGGAUGCGUGGGUCGGAGAGACGGCUCUAAGACGUCAGGAGAGUCGACAGCCUCGCGCUGUUCCGAAAUAAACACCAACAGGAAACGCGUGCGUGCCGGUGUCCCCCUCUUUUCUGGAACGGGUAAGUUACUGCAAUGAGGGGACGCCGCUACGGAGCACUCUUUAUUAGGGGAUUAACUACUGCGUGUAUAAGGUACUUACCUACAUUUCUCCUUUCGCUUCCCUAUAUUAUCAUUAUUAUAAUCAUAGCCGGGGUCUAUCUUUUGAUGACUGUCUAGAGAGACAGUAUAGAUAGCUCGAGAGGUAGUAAAAAAUAGGGGCAAUUCCUACGCCCUAUAUUUCUAUAUCAGAGUGCUAGAAAAGGAUUAAAUCUAGUCUAGAAAAUAACUAUUCUCG